Lutzomyia longipalpis is the source of this 5830-nucleotide messenger RNA. RefSeq names its product mucin-5AC. NCBI's taxonomy places the organism in Eukaryota, Metazoa, Arthropoda, Insecta, Diptera, Psychodidae. The coding region runs from base 127 to 4182 and encodes 1351 amino acids. The transcript is spliced from 5 exons. The record is from RefSeq and is a predicted model, not a curated record.
UUGCUUUAUUUUUCUUCCUACAAAAAAAAUCGUCAAUUUGAAAGAAGAAAAAUAAUAAAACUUUUUUUUGCCACUCGGGGCGUUUUGGCGUGAAAAAGUGCAGAGAAAAUAGAAAAAGAGAAUGCAAUGGAUGAUCAAAAAGUGACAGAGAGUGCCAAUAUGAGCGGGGAGGGCGCCGAGAGCGACAGCAGCCAGCAGGAGGAGGGAGUUUUCGCGAGUGAUGACAACAGAAGAGAGGAGAUCACAGGGAAGAAUAAUGGACAUCGCCAGCGCCGUCAAUGGGCCAAGGCGAGACAAGCUGGCACUGCUCUCGAUCCGCGUCACAUGCCAUCGAACCGACGGGUGUCCUUCCCGAAGCACGACAGCGAGCUGGUCACGGGAUAUCUGGAGCCCGCGAAUCCCUGGGCCAUCUCAAAGCCCAAUCUCUCUGCCAAGGAACUGAUUGAGAUCUAUCGGAAGUCAUGUUCCAAGCACGACGUGGAGCCCCUCAUGGUGGUGGUGAAGCACCUCGAGGGCAUGGACUUUCAGAAUAUGCCUCCCCGCGGGAACUCCCUCAUUCUUCGCGACAGCAAACUCACGCCAGCAUCAUGUGAGGCACUCGAGGAGAUACUAAAGCGAAUUCAAUACAAAUUAAUCGACUUGACGUCAUGUGACCUGGAUGAUAGUUCGGCGUCUGCAAUGUUUGACAUGAUUGAAUUCUACGAGGCGGCCACGGAGUUGGAUAUCUCUGAGAAUAGAGCCAUCUCCCAUCGUGGCUGGCAGGCGUGUGCGGCAAUGAUAAAGAAGAGUCAAGCCCUCAACAUUCUCCUUACAAGUGGCACCACAAUUUCCGACUCGAAUGCUUCGAAUCUCGGCAAAGCUCUCAUGUCCUCAGCCAUUCAUACGCUGAAGCUCGAGCACUGCGGUCUCACGGGUCGACCCCUGUCCUCCCUGUGUUCCGCCCUGAAGAAGAAUAUGGUGCUUAAGGAGCUGUGGCUGGCCCACAACGACCUCAAUUGCUACGAUGCGUAUACAAUUGGGAAUUUGCUCAAAGCAAAUUUCUACCUGCAAUUCUUGGACAUUAGUAACAAUUCCAUUGAGGACAAUGGUGUAUGCCACAUUGCUGAGGCACUCAUAAAGCAGAGUCAGUUCUUCCGCAAUGCCACCAAUCCGGGAACAUCGGAAAAAGCCACCACCGACAGUGCGGCAAUGCAGAAGUUUGAACCCAAAAAAGCACUGCCGCCUGUUGUGAGACCCGUAGCUCCGCCGACACCUGCCCCAGAAGCCGCAGUUGUCGUUGAGAAACCUCCACAGCCUACAACUGAGACACCUGCGACGUGUGAAAAGAGUGACGAUGCCGCAAGACUCGAUGGGAAGCUUGUGACCAUAUACGAAGGGAUGCGGAAUAAUAACAAUUUAGAUGUUCAAGGAGGCAAACAGCCAAGUGGAAUAAUUCCCAAUACCUUAGAUAACACAACAGAAAAGGAAUUUACGGAGGGAGAGAGUGAUGAUAAGACGUCGGAGGAUGAAAAGAAUGUACAAAGUCCAGUAUUAGUUGAUGCAGAACAUGUUAAAGAGGCAACAUCCGAUGGGAAGGCAAUGGAGGAGAUUGAAUUGAAGAUUAUUGAGAAGGUGGAUGAUGCACCGAAGCCCCCGGAAGUGGUGGUAGUGCAUGCAGCGGUAGAGGAGCCCCAGUGUCCAAAUAAUAAUUCAGCUCGAGAUGCCGGCGAUAGAGCACUCAUCGAGAGCGAUAAAUCAGUUAAUGAGUUGUGUACGUCGAGCUUGAUUGAUAUAAAUAGGAAUCCCGUGAAAGAAACUGUUGCAGGUGAUGUGACCCAGACCGCAUCGGGGAACACAUUGCCGCCAGAACUAUGCGCCGAGGCGACAAUUAACGAGAUGCUUUCAUUCACGAACUCCAAUGAGACGACAAUAAAGGAGGGAAGUGUGCCAACGGAAGCCAAUUUAGAUUAUGAGCGCACACAAAAAUCCCCCAAAUGUUCCUCCGAUAUGACGCCCGAUAGCCCAGCAUCGUUCACGGUGUCCCAAUCACUUGAUAGUAGUAUGGAGUUUCCGGAAAAUUCUCCAUCGUAUGAUUGUGUCUUUGAUGUUCCGGCAACACGUCAAAUAAUCCCGGAGCGCUCCCUCAGUUCGGAGAGUCUCAAUAGUGAGACGUCCGUUGAGUCAAAUGACUCCAAGAGCUCAAUUAAAUUGGCUGAGAGUAAAUUCUCCAAGAAUGGAACGCUUGAGCGUCAAACAAUGGGCACCGUGGAGCCACCACCGAUAACAGCCCCAUCGGGACUUCAGGUGCUUGUUUUGUGGAAUAAUCGCAUUACAAAGAAAUCCGCAGCACCCGUUUCGGAUGUCCUAAAGGCCACGACAACGCUGGAGAUUCUCAACAUUGGCAAGAAUAUCCUGAGUAAUGAUUUCGUAACGAGCAUCAAAGCGAAUUUAAUUACAAACACAAGUCUCACGAAUUUGGGACUACAAAGCUCCCAUCUCACCUGUGUGGCUGCAAAGACGCUCGGGGAAGUUUUAGCCACGGGGCCCAAUGGGGUGCUUCAGCGGGUGGAUUUGCGUGAUAACAACAUACAAAUUCCGGGGAUUACAUCGCUAAAUGAUGCCCUCAAGGUCAACAAGUCCCUGACGCGGUUGGAUUUGGACAAUACACUGAAACGAUAUGACUCGGGGACAGAUACGACGGAAUAUUCGCGCUUGUUGACAAGCAUCCGGGCGCAGUGUAGGCGCAAUGAGCAACCCCUGGAGCCGCGUGAUCCGAUAAAGCCAACGGCAAAACGUGCCCGGAGUGCUUUUCUCCCAUCGCGGAAGAUCUCUCUCACGUGCUCAACGCGCUCUCCGCUGGAUCUCAUGUGUGCGGGUGGGAAGUCAGAGAGGCAACUGCUGGAUACGUGUAGAAAAAGUGGUGGGCGCCUCAGAUCACCAUUGCCAAGUCCCAAUCCAUCCCCAAGUGCAUCACCAGUGCCAAGUCCGUCCCGAAGCCGUUUUCAAGUGUCACGCGUCAUCGAAGGUGCCUCCCCACUAACACCACCAUCCUCCACGAGCAGUUCACCAACUAACUCCUUCACCAGUUCACGCUUUCGUGUGACUACCAUUAAAGAACAAAAGCCCGUCACGCCGCCCGUCACCCAAGUACCCAUUGUUGCCACAACGCCCAUUAUUGUGGAGAAGAUUGCUGUGCCCGAGAGGGUGGAGAUGACGAAGAUUGAGGUGAUUGAUAGCCCUGAUAUGGAGGUUAGUCGCCUACUCACAACCACCGAUGAUAAUUCCUCCAUUGGCAGUGCGGAUUCCUUUGAUCGGGUGCACGAUCUCAAUACCUCGUUAAGUUCCACGGAUAGUUUAGAUAUGUUGGGAAGUGAACCGGUUGUUGUGUUCGGGGAGAAGCUCAAGGGGAGCCUAUCGAGUCAGGAAUCCCUGUCGGAUUCCACACAGCAGGAAUCUUUUUGCUCAAUGAGCAGCAAUGAGAGUACCCUCACGAGUAGUGUUCAAUUGGUUACGAAGGAACAACUGAGGGCACCGCAGGUGUGCACAAAGAGCCCCGAGAGGCGCGUCCGGAAGACUUCGCGGACAUUGGCGCCAAUUUUGCAGAUCUUUCAGAAUCCCGUUGCACUCAUUGCGCAGAAGAUGGACAAGAAGUUGGACAUUGAGGGUCAGGAGAAUGCCACGGGGACGCAUCAGAGGCACGAUAGUCCCAUUGGAGAGUUAUUGGCUCGUGUUACGGGUGCUGGGAGGAAGGAAACUUCUUCGGAGGACAUAACACCCGUUGAUGCGCAACCCACCACUGUGCUCCAGGCAAAUGUAAGUCCGGAGAAUGUGUGUGCGGUGGAAGUGGAUGUCCUUGCUGCUGAUUGCAUCCCAGUGGCGCUGAAGCAGGAGAUGAAGGAGAAUAUCUCUCCAGAACACACAAUCACGGCGUCCAAUGUGGAUCUCCUGCAGGAAGCCAUAGCGCAGGCGACAAAGGUGAAAUUUGAGGUGGGCAGUGGGGAUGAUGAUACGGAAACGGAGGAUUUGAGUCAGAAAUUGGAUGCUGAAUUGCCCACAAUUGUCACGGAGGAGACUCACACACUCGGGCAAAUUGCCCGGGAUUCCCUAAGCAUUCUCAAUCGUCACGAUGAGGCUCCUCCUCCGGCGCCUCCGCCAUCUCUGGUCCCAUCCGUCACACCGAUUGUUCAGCAAAAUGAGAAAUAAAUCCCCCCGCCCCGGAGAUGAAGGAAGCAAAAGAAGAAGAAGAAGAAAACCUGUUGUUCUGUGAUAGGUUCAUUUGUGAUAACUUUUACUAUAAUUAACAUUGAAUUAGUUUUGUUGUUUUCUUUAUCAUUUUUUUUUAUUAAGAUUUUAUUUGUGUAUUUUUGUUUUUUUUUUUUAUUUCUCAAACAGUGGGUAAUUUUUAGAUUUUUUUUUUGAUAAGGGCGGCACGUAAUAUAUUAAAAAAAAACAUUUUUUUAUUUUUAAAUUUUGAUCCCGCAAAAGGAACUUAAUUGUAUAGCAUAUUAUAUAUAUUAUAUCUAGGUGACUUAACAUGGUGAAGAAUAGUUAACUCUUUUUGUACUUUAAAGGUUAAAAGAAGAUGAAGGAAAAAAAAAACACUGAAGACCAUUUUGUCGAGUUAAAAAAAAAGUUUUGUGAAAUUAAAUUAUAAAAAAAUAAUAAAUAUUAAAUUAAGUAACAAAAAAAACUAUUUAAGUAGGAUUUUUUAAAUUAUAAAAAUCACAAAUGCCAUCGAGAAUUUCAUUCUAGAAUGGAAAAGGAAGGGAAGAAGAAGAGAAUUGUAGCAAAAAAAGAAAUGAGAAGAAAUCACUGAGAAAGACAAAAUAUAAAAUAUGAGAAGAGAUAAAUAAGGGUUUACUUACUAAACUUACUUACUAUGUAACAAAUCACUGUACGUAAAAGUAUACAAUUUGUAGGAAAUUGUGAUAUUAUUGAUUUUGAUUCACGAAAGUUACUCAUAAUGCAGACAAAAAGAAAAAUAAUUUAAAAAAAAAAAACAUAAAUAAAAGUGAAAUUAUUAAAAAAAGAAAAAAAGUAUGUAGGAAAAAAAUAUUACAAAAGAAAUCACAUAGUGGCGAGAGGAAGAAUUUUAUUUAAAGAUUAAUAAUGAAAAGAAAAAAAUAAAUACGAUAGAAAUGAUAACAAAAUGAAAUUGAACCCACCAAAAGCAAAAGGAUAUAAUUGUUACUAAUUUUGAAUAAUUAAUUAAUUCUGAUCAUUUUUUUUAUGUACACACCAUGUAAACUUGUUCAUAAUUAUGUAAUUUGUUCAACAAAACGGACAUUUGUUCUUAUCUCCUCCCCCCUCAUAUUACCCCGCGAAUUAAUUUAAUUUUUUUAUCAUUAUUUUUUUUCUCUUCAACUAUGUAAAACAUGAACGUGCAUAGAGGAAAAAAAAAGAGCGAGAGAGAGAUCAUGGUGUUAGUAAUACACACAAUGUUUAACAAUAAAGUAAAUGUAAUUACAAGAAAAAAUAUAAAAAAAUAAAUCUGUACACAUUUUAGCAUUAAUAACUUACAAAGAAAACUUGCAUGUAAAAUAUGUUUCACUUUUAUUUUGCCUUUUGACAUCAUAAAACUUCACAAAAUAAUAAAACUAAAAAAGGAUUAUUUUAUUUGCAGAUCUUUGGAGGCGGCUUCUUCGUUAAAAUAUAUAGUACAUAAUAAACAUUAUAUAUAAUAGUAAAUAAAUAUAAAUAUAUAUUUAGUAUGUAUACAGAUAGUAUCGAUCACAAAAUACCUAUUCUCGAUAGUAAUUCUGUAGUUUGAAACUAAGUACUUAUAGAGUAAUAAAUGAAUGUAAAAAAUAAAAGUAAAAAUAAAUAUUACAUGCUAAAUGAUGAAAAGUAA